AUGACGGGGUUCGAGAAAAACAAACUUAUGGACGGCAUUUCUGUUAGAAAAGUGUUGAGUCUUUGUCAGGUGUUAUACCAAAGCGCUGGAGAUGGAGGCACGUUGGGCACUGGGCUUCUGAUGCCCAUAAGGCCGCAUUUCAAACGCCUGAACGGGUCCCUAAGAAGGGUCACUUCCCAGAGAGUGCGCAGGCCCGCCUCUAUUUCGGCUCCUCCAGACGUAGUGCCCCAGUGCGAACAAAAUGGGUUGGUCAAGUGCGGAAGCCCAGAGGGCCCGGAAAUAUGGGCUUCGUCCUUUGAGAAGCUCCUGGAAGAUCCACUAGGAUUACACUGUUUUACCAAUUUUCUGAAGAAAGAAUUCAGCGCAGAAAACAUAUACUUCUGGGCGGCGUGCGAGCGCUACAGGCGGCUACCUUGCGGCACGCUGCGCAGAACCGAAGCCAAACGCAUCUACGAGCAGCACAUGUGCCACGGCGCGCCCGAGCCGGUCAACGUCGACUCGCAGGCGCGCCAGCGCACCGAAAACUCGCUGCUGAAUCCCGACGACAACGCCUUCGAUCUGGCGCAGAAGCAGAUCCUCAACCUGAUGAAGUUCGACAGUUAUCCGAGGUUCUUGAAGUCCGACAUCUACAAGCAAUGCUUGUCCGGAGACAUCGGCAAGAUUCAGAUGGAUAUGCAGUUGUCCAUGCAUUUUCCCGCUCCGACGCCCAAGCUGAAGAAGUCGCUUAGCAACGCGGAAGAUAGAAGAAGGAAGUCGCUGUUGCCGAGAAGUUGGCACAAAAAGAGCCGAAGCAAGUCGAAAGAUAGAGGCGAAAUCGAGUAUAAUCAACACAAGAGACCUGAUAUUAGAGCUAGUAGUGAUAAUUUGAGCAAAGAUGCUAAAAGCGACAUACACAGCAGUAGAUCGUCGCUUACCUCAUUGGAUCUUUCUGAUAUUUCAAAAUCAAAACUCGCCCAAGAAGACCGACCGGCUCUUUGCAGGGUGAAACUGAGCAACGGCUACACAACCGUAGUACAAAUUAAAGAGUCUGAACCAAUCGAUCAGCUAGUCAGUAGAUUGUUGGAGAAACGCGGCAUCAACUAUUCCUCCUACGAGGUCACGACCAACAAACAUCCGAAGGCUUUGGACACCAAGGAACCGUCCACACAAUUGGCGGGUUGCGAGGCGUACGUAGAGCAAAGGGUGGUUUUCAAGUUGGAUUUGCCCAACAAGAAGUGCAUUUGCGUCAAAUCAAAAUACACCAAGUUGAUAAUGGAGGUUUUGCGGCCGAUCUUGCACAAAUACCACUACAAUUUGGACCAAGUUAACGUGACGGAAAACGGAAGACCUUUGGACGUGCAACAGCCAGUCACUGCCAUUGAUCAGUUCAGGCUCAAAAUACAACUCAAAGAUGAUAAUGAUAUUAAGGCACCCAUCAAAAUAAGCCCGGAAAGAAAGUUGGAAGAAAUCACCAAUAAAGUAUUUGAAGACAUUCUUCAAGAAAAAUCCGCGUCGGUGUUGAUAAAACCCUGCAAAUCCGACCGCGGAUCGGUGAAGAGUGAAGACUGGGGGUCUGAACACUCCUCCAAUAUUCUCAGCAAAUUUUUGCGUCGGGAUUCCAGUGUCCAGGACCGAAAAAAGAAAUUUUCCAUCAAAAAAGUACCGUCAACGGCUGGCAGCACUGAAGAUGUGGCCGAUCAAGGUCACGUCAAAAAACCGUUAAUUGCUAAACUGAAAGCGGGCGCCAGCAAGUUGCAAGUCAACUGUAAGGAAAAAGAUGAAAUUUUAGAGGGUGUGACUAAAGCGCAAGGCCGUCGUUUGGAGGACCAGCGCGGAACGGAAAUAAACACGGAACUUCCUGACUUCCUCAAAGACAAAGAAAACGGCGACCACAAGUUCCGGAAGCCGCUGCGCAGGAGCCUCGAGCCUAAAUUCGUGGCCAGCAGCGAUACCAACGUAGCGAACAAAACGGCCACGGCGAAAACCCUGAAAACCGAGUCGCACGUUUCGAAUUACGAGAACAGAAGCGCGUUUCUGAACGGCUGCGAAGUUGGCUCCAAGUCUUCUUCUUCCACGCCGACGAAAGGCUUGGGUGUUGCUGUUGUGGAAGGGAGGAGUCCCGCGAGCAACGGCACGCCGCCCCCUCUGCCCCCCAAACCGAAGAUAAUCCCCAUCAAGCCCCAGAAUUGGGGGCACAACGGGUUCCACAAAACCGCCGAUAAAAACAGUAAGUCGUACCUGGAACAACCCACUAGCAGCUUUGUUUGA
This is a messenger RNA of Brassicogethes aeneus, 2247 nucleotides long. The record is from the annotation of a GenBank genome assembly. Lineage: Eukaryota; Metazoa; Arthropoda; Insecta; Coleoptera; Nitidulidae.